Giardia duodenalis is the source of this 597-nucleotide messenger RNA. RefSeq lists its product as uncharacterized. The record is from RefSeq and is a predicted model, not a curated record. The transcript has a single exon. Bases 1 to 597 code for a protein of 198 amino acids. NCBI's taxonomy places the organism in Eukaryota, Fornicata, Diplomonadida, Hexamitidae.
AUGAAUUUCUUCAAUCACAAACUCUUGAGCUCGGCGACCAUCAUCGUCAACACCACCUCUGGAUUUAGCAUAUAUCUGCGCUACUUCACUGACGUGGCCACAGAUGGCCUUGAAGAUUCCCUUUCCUUUGAUCCCUUAAAGGGUAGCUCAAAGGUCUACGGUGGAUAUGGCAGAUCAAUGUACAAUCAACUUUCUUGCUUCAGUGGCGGGUCCCAUAUAUCGCGAACGAAUAGUUACAACGACAUUCUGGUCGACUAUGACCACAUUUCCUCUAAUCACAUCUCCCACCAUUCCAAGUUGGUGAGAAGUACUACUGCGUCUAUCGCAGACGAAGGUGGCCACCGCAGGUACCUGAUUGUCGAGGAGGCGGCGCGCCUUUCAGAGCACGAGUUUGCGCCCUUCUUGGUCGCCCCUUUCGACAAGAUCAUUCUACUCGGGGAUAUCCUCCAGCUCCCGCCCCUCAUCCAGGACCUGACAAUCGCGAGCUCCGGGGCCCUCGACUGGUCUGUCUUCCACCGCAUUUGCUACUCUCCGCGGGUCAGCGUGCCGAUUGUGGUCCUGGAAGAACAGUCACGAACGUUCCAGGAAUCGUUCUAG